Molecule: messenger RNA, 2750 nt
Organism: Phacochoerus africanus (Common warthog)
Lineage: Eukaryota; Metazoa; Chordata; Mammalia; Artiodactyla; Suidae
Gene: PHACTR1
Product: phosphatase and actin regulator 1
Exons: 13
Coding region: 51-2006 (651 amino acids)
Biological process (GO): stress fiber assembly; cell motility
Molecular function (GO): actin binding
Source: RefSeq, a predicted model, not a curated record
CGGCGCGCGGGGGCCGGAGCAGCGCCCGGCCCGGGGCGCCCGGGGGCCGGAUGGCGGAGCCCACGCGCGCCGCGGAGCCGGGGAGGUUUGCGCUCCGCUCGCCGCGCUGCAGGGAGGGCGCGGUGCCAGGCGCGAGCGCCCAGAGACCCAAAAAGAAAGCUUUUUAUUUGCCGAGGAUGAAGCCCCUGAAGGAGCCCGCCCCCAACAACAACAACAACAUGUCCUUUGUGAUCCAUUGUCAACUAGGCAAGGAGAUCAAACACAUUUGCAGCAACUGCAGUCGGGGAGAGGACGCCCGGGACGCUGAGGAAGUGGAGAGGCUGGCGGCGAUGCGUUCUGACUCCCUUGUCCCAGGGACCCACACCCCACCCAUCCGGAGAAGGAGUAAGUUUGCCAACCUGGGAAGGAUUUUCAAGCCCUGGAAGUGGAGGAAGAAGAAAAGCGAAAAGUUCAAACACACAUCUGCAGCCCUGGAACGGAAAAUCUCGAUGAGGCAAAGCAGAGAGGAGCUGAUAAAACGAGGGGUCUUGAAGGAGAUCUAUGAUAAAGAUGGGGAGCUCUCCAUAUCCACUGAAGAUGACUCCCUGGAAAACGGGCAGUCCCUGAGCUCCAGCCAACUGUCUCUGCCCGCGCUGUCCGAAAUGGAGCCGGUCCCAAUGCCCAGGGAUCCCUGCUCAUACGAGGUGCUCCAACCUUCUGACAUCAUGGAUGGGACAGUGUCUGAAGAGAGUCCCUCUGCCAGUGAGUCUGGAGUCCUCCUGUCCCAAGAUCCUUCAGCCAAACCAGUCCUGCUACUGCCCCCCAAAAAACCUGCUGCUUUCCCUGGAGACCAUGAGGAGACCCCAGUGAAGCAGCUGGCACUCCUCAAGCAGCCCCCCGCCCUGCCUCCCAAACCCACUGCCAGGAUUGCCAACCACUUAACAGAUCCUGGUGCCCCUGUGAAAUUGCCUUGUCUGCCAGUGAAGCUGUCACCUCCACUACCUCCAAAGAAAGUCAUGAUCUGUAUGCCCGUGGGGGGGCCAGACCUCUCCCUGGCAUCCUACGCGGCCCAGAAGGGUGGCCAGCAGGGCAGCGCCCAGCACCACCACACCGUCCUGCCGUCCCAGAUCCAGCACCAGCUGCAGUAUGGCAGCCUCGGCCAGCACCACCCCUCCACCACCGGCUCCCUCCCGCUGCACCCCUCGGGCUGCAGGAUGAUAGACGAGCUGAACAAAACGCUGGCCAUGACCAUGCAGAGGCUGGAAAGCUCUGAGCAGCGGGUCCCCUGUUCUACUUCCUACCACAGCUCUGGUUUGCACUCGGGUGACAGUGUCACAAAAGCCGGACCUCUGGGCCUUCCGGAAAUAAGACAAGUGCCAACUGUUGUGAUUGAAUGUGAUGACAAUAAAGAAAAUGUGCCUCAUGAAUCAGACUACGAAGACUCUUCUUGCCUGUACACGAGAGAGGAGGAGGAGGAGGAGGAAGAGGAUGAGGAUGAUGACAGCUCAUUGUACACCAGCUCCCUGGCCAUGAAGGUGUGCAGGAAGGACUCCUUAGCCAUCAAACUCAGCAACCGGCCCUCCAAGCGGGAGCUGGAAGAAAAGAACAUCCUGCCGAGGCAGACGGAUGAGGAGCGGCUGGAGCUAAGGCAGCAGAUCGGCACCAAGCUCACCAGGCGACUGAGCCAGAGGCCAACGGCAGAGGAGUUGGAGCAGAGGAACAUUUUGAAACCUCGGAAUGAACAAGAGGAACAAGAGGAGAAAAGAGAGAUCAAGAGGAGGUUAACUCGGAAGCUCAGCCAGAGGCCCACGGUGGAGGAGCUCCGGGAACGGAAGAUCCUCAUCCGCUUCAGCGACUACGUGGAGGUGGCCGACGCUCAGGACUACGACCGCAGGGCCGACAAGCCGUGGACCCGCCUCACCGCUGCCGACAAAGCUGCCAUUCGAAAGGAGCUCAAUGAAUUUAAAAGCACUGAAAUGGAAGUUCACGAAUUGAGUAGACAUUUAACAAGAUUUCACCGACCUUAACCGUUGACCUCCUCUUGAGUGCUAUGCUGUCUUCAAAACAUAAAUUUAUAAGAACCAUAAGUGCUGGUAUUUAUUCACUUCCCCAUUACGAUGUAAAUCUUCUGAACUGCCUUUUUUUAAAAGAAGAAGAAGAGGAGGAAACACAAUCAGGAUUCCGCUUGCAAAUACUCGAUGGUUCCGGUGCCGUGGCCAGACCUGCUGGCACCACCGCUGACGAUGGACUGAGCCCCAGCCAGGGCCGGGCCGAGGGCACCGAAGAAUUUCCGGCACUGGGAGCAGCCCUGGGCCGCUGCGGCCAGGACGGCAGGCACCGAAUUCGUUCAGGCUCCGGCCGGCGAGCCUCUGCCUCGAGAGUGUCUGGCACCUGAGUCCAAAGAAAGCUGAGACAGUGGCUCUGGCCUGGGAUGACGGUACAAAGCGUGCGAUCUGUUUGGCCUUCGAGACAUGGCCAAACACCCUGGCCCGGCGUGGCCCCCAGUGGGGCAGCUGCUCUUCUCUCCCUUCAGCCCCCGUGCGUGCAGUGAACAAAGGGAGAGCCCUUGGCUGGGGGAGUGUGGCGGGGGCUGUCUGUCCGGAGUAUGUGUGCUCCAGUCAUGGAAGGCUGCUUUAGGAGAAAGGUGUCACGCAAAAAGCCAGAUGUCAUGGGGGAGCUUAGGGACACCCACAGCCAGUGCUGUCAGGGUGGUAGCACACGUGGGAGCGCAGAGUCCCUCUUGAGGACAUAAAGCCUGGGGUGACAAACUG